Nerophis lumbriciformis (worm pipefish) is the source of this 780-nucleotide messenger RNA. RefSeq names its product high choriolytic enzyme 1-like. Gene Ontology annotation, molecular function: metalloendopeptidase activity; zinc ion binding. The record is from RefSeq and is a predicted model, not a curated record. NCBI's taxonomy places the organism in Eukaryota, Metazoa, Chordata, Actinopteri, Syngnathiformes, Syngnathidae. Gene Ontology annotation, biological process: proteolysis.
AUGUUGUUUGCAGUUCACUCAGUAGAUGAACCUCUGGUGGUGGAUGACAUCGCGUACGAGCCAAACGAGCAGAAGAACGCUGACCCGUGCACUUCUAGAGGAUGCAUGUGGCCCAAAGAUCCACUCUCCGGGAAAGUCUUUGUGCCUUAUGUCAUCGCCUCGCAUUAUUCAUCUCGUGAGCGCUCCAUCAUCUUGCGUGGCCUGACGUCCUUCGACUCGGUCUCCUGCAUCCGCUUCGUGCCGCGCACCAACCAGAGAGACUACCUGACCAUUCAGUCCAACAACGGCUGUUACUCCUACGUGGGUCGCCGAGGCAACAGCCAGACCUUGUCUCUGGACCGCCAGGGCUGCUUGUACCACAGCACCGUCCAGCACGAGCUGCUGCACGCUCUGGGCUUCAACCACGAGCAGUGUCGCUCCGACAGGGACCGACACAUCCGGAUCCUGUGGGAGAACAUCCAGCCUGGUUGGGAGUACGCCUUCGACAAGAUGAACACACUGAACAUGAACACGCCUUACGACUACAAGUCUGUCAUGCAGUACCACAGGUACGCCUUCUCCGGCAACAACAAGCCCACCAUGAUGCCCAUCCCCAACGCCAACGUCAACUUCGGCGACGCCACCCAGAUGAGCAGCAACGAUGUCCGCAGGGUGAACGCAUUGUACAAGUGCUGAGUGGCGACAUCACAACCAGGGCACCAGAAAAAGUCGCUGGAUUAGUCACUAGUAGACAAAUGGAUUCUUAUCGAAAAAAUAAAAAUGUUUUAAUCCAUUUUAAAA